Molecule: messenger RNA, 713 nt
Organism: Salvia miltiorrhiza (redroot sage)
Lineage: Eukaryota; Viridiplantae; Streptophyta; Magnoliopsida; Lamiales; Lamiaceae
Product: photosystem I subunit O-like
Exons: 4
Coding region: 175-609 (144 amino acids)
Source: RefSeq, a predicted model, not a curated record
UCUAGGUGGCACGAUAGCAUUGUUCCACAGCCAAUCCAUGCAAUCACAGAAUCAACCAAUCACCACAUCAUCAAAUUCCCACCACUAUGUUUGCCCUUUUCUUAAACUAAGAUACUCUGUCUCAAAUUUGGCCCAAUCACACACACACACACACACACACACUAAGAAAGAGAAAUGGCAGCAACAACAAUGGCUACCGCUUCAACUGUGGUCGGAUUGGGCACUUCCACUUUGUCUUCUCCAAAGAAGAUAAACCUCUCUUCCGGAUUCCUAAAGUCCCCCAUGGCUGCAAGGAACCCUCUAAGGCUUGCACAAGCCUCAGGAGGAAAAUUCACAUGCUUUGAAAGAGAUUGGCUGCGAAGAGACCUAAAUGUGAUCGGUUUCGGUUUGAUCGGUUGGAUUGCGCCGUCGAGCAUUCCGGCCAUCAACGGCAACAGUUUGACCGGACUUUUCUUCUCAAGCAUCGGCACCGAGCUCGCCCACUUUCCGACGGGGCCGGCCCUCACUUCCCCCUUUUGGUUGUGGCUGGUGCUGUGGCAUUUGGGACUCUUCUUGUCCCUCACCUUUGGUCAAAUUGGGUUCAAAGGAAGGACUGAGAAUUACUUUUGAGAUGGAUGUUUUCUGUGAUAUAUAUUUUAUGUUGGAUUAAGUGUAUGAUAUUAUUACAAUUGCCCUGGUUUCUCCUUCUAGUAAAUUAGUAUUGUGUUUUGUAA